ACUUAAGCACGACGGGAUAUGAUGCAACGUGGGAGUCAGGGAAGCUGCCGCAGCACGCUGCGGUGACUAGGCGGCAGCGUUUUGGGAGACGAUGUCCUUGGAGGUGACAGAGGCGACCGCGGGGAUGGUGCUAGCAGAGCUCUACGUCUCAGACCGAGAGGGAAAUGAUGCUACAGGUGAUGGAACCAAGGAGAAACCGUUUAAAACAGGUCUAAAGGCUUUGAUGACAGUGGGAAAAGAACCAUUUCCUACCAUUUACGUAGAUUCACAAAAAGAAAAUGAGCGAUGGGAUCUUAUUUCUAAAUCACAGAUGAAGAACAUUAAGAAAAUGUGGCACAGGGAACAAAUGAAGAAUGAAUCCCGGGAAAAGAAAGAAGCAGAAGACAAUUUGAGAAGAGAAAAGAACCUGGAAGAAGCAAAGAAGAUUACCAUUAAAAACGAUUCAAGUCUUCCAGAGCCAAAGUGUGUGAAGAUUCACGCAUUAGAAGGAUAUAGAGGUCAAAGAGUAAAGGUGUUUGGCUGGGUCCACAGACUGCGUAGACAAGGAAAGAAUUUAAUGUUUCUGGUGUUGCGGGAUGGUACAGGGUAUCUUCAGUGUGUCUUGUCAGAUGAUUUGUGUCAGUGUUACAACGGAGUAGUCUUGUCCACUGAGAGUAGUGUUGCCGUGUAUGGAAUGCUGAAUCUCACCCCAAAGGGCAAGCAGGCUCCCGGGGGCCAUGAGCUGAGCUGUGACUUCUGGGAACUGAUCGGGUUGGCCCCCGCCGGAGGAGCUGACAACCUGAUCAACGAGGAGUCUGACGUUGAUGUCCAGCUCAACAACAGACACAUGAUGAUCCGAGGAGAAAACAUGUCCAAAAUCCUGAAAGCACGUUCCAUGGUCACCAGGUGCUUUAGAGACCACUUCUUUGAUAGGGGGUACUGCGAGGUGACUCCUCCUACAUUAGUGCAAACACAAGUAGAAGGCGGUGCCACACUCUUCAAGCUUGACUAUUUUGGGGAAGAGGCAUUUUUGACUCAGUCCUCUCAGUUGUACCUGGAGACCUGCAUCCCAGCCCUGGGAGAUGUGUUUUGUAUUGCGCAGUCAUACAGGGCAGAACAGUCCAGAACACGAAGGCACCUGGCUGAGUACACCCACGUGGAGGCUGAGUGCCCUUUCCUGACCUUUGAGGACCUCCUGAACCGAUUGGAGGACCUGGUUUGUGACGUGGUAGACAGAGUCUUGAAAUCGCCCGUGGCGAGCAUAGUGUAUGAGCUCAACCCGAACUUCAAGCCCCCCAAACGGCCUUUCAAACGGAUGAACUAUUCAGAUGCUAUUGUGUGGCUAAAAGAACACAAUAUAAAGAAAGAAGAUGGGACUUUCUAUGAAUUUGGAGAGGACAUCCCAGAAGCUCCUGAGAGACUGAUGACGGACACCAUUAAUGAGCCCAUCCUGCUGUGUCGAUUUCCUGUGGAGAUCAAGUCCUUCUACAUGCAGCGAUGUCCCGAGGAUUCCCGCCUCACCGAAUCUGUCGAUGUGUUGAUGCCCAAUGUCGGUGAGAUUGUUGGAGGCUCAAUGCGUAUCUGGGACAGUGAAGAAAUGCUAGCAGGUUAUAAAAGAGAAGGAAUUGAUCCCACUCCCUAUUACUGGUACACUGAUCAGAGAAAAUAUGGGACCUGUCCUCAUGGAGGAUAUGGCUUAGGCUUGGAACGCUUCUUAACCUGGAUUCUGAACAGGUACCACAUCCGAGAUGUGUGCUUAUAUCCCCGCUUCGUCCAGCGCUGCAGGCCAUAGCCGAUUCCUCCCAAAGCACUGCAGCGAAAACGCGGUGUGUGGUUCAGGAGAGCGGCAGGCGGCCUCUUCAUGAAGAACAAAAAGCAAGAUCUUCCCUUUUCAUCCCAUCGGGAUCUCUCUGCUUCUGUUUUCUCUUCCUGCUACCACUCAAAGCAAUCCAAACACUGGAAUAUAAAGUGACAUUGCAGUUGUCAUUUUAAGAAAAAAUAUCCAUUACAAAAAUUUGGGAGACACACAUGGCAUGUAACUCUGUUGUUAUGAAUAUAUUUCAGCAUUUUACCGAAUUACAAGUUUUAAUCUUUCACCAUAUAUACUAUAUAUAAUUAAACAGUUUUUAAUUAUGGUCUAAUGCAUUCCGGUUACUUAAACUUUCUGUCCUUUUAAAUUAACUGAAAAUCUUUAAUUUCUAUCAUUUUACUGUAUCCAUGAGUUAAACAUCUUGGGAAGAUUGACACAGUCGUGUAAAAAUUUGCUAGUAUUAGAACAGUAUAAUUCAACAAUAGAAACUGGAAUCAAGUGAACAGUCUCUUGCAUCAAUUAUUAACCUUUUCUAAAUCUGUACAGCUGCUUAUAAUUCUGAGGCAUAGAAAUUGAUAUGGAAGAAUUUGCAAUUUGAAGAGCAAAAAUUUUUUUUUUCAGUACUUCAGUGAAUAGCAUCUUUCCUAGCAUUAAUUUAAGCUAAAGGCAGACUGACCUUCCUUUCCUGGUAGUUCCUAAAUAAUUAAGAAUAAAUAUAUUCCAAAGAAUUUCUUAAUGACAACUCUUAAGUGACUGAGUCAUCCCUGCCAUACUCUCAAAUCUAAUCCAUACUUCCUUACUGAGCCUCAGCGGACUCACUGAAUGGCUUCAUUUCAAAUUUUGUUAAUUUCUCCCCCAAAAUGCGUGUCAUGUGUUCUCAGGCUGUAUUCCAGCAAUCAAUAAAUGGACACACAUGAAAACUCUUACUGGCUUAAUUU
This is a messenger RNA of Pteronotus mesoamericanus, 2727 nucleotides long. It is a transcript of the gene NARS1, whose product is annotated as asparaginyl-tRNA synthetase 1. Gene Ontology annotation, biological process: asparaginyl-tRNA aminoacylation. Bases 92 to 1771 code for a protein of 559 amino acids. The record is from RefSeq and is a predicted model, not a curated record. Lineage: Eukaryota; Metazoa; Chordata; Mammalia; Chiroptera; Mormoopidae. Gene Ontology annotation, molecular function: nucleic acid binding; ATP binding; asparagine-tRNA ligase activity. Gene Ontology annotation, cellular component: cytoplasm. The transcript has 15 exons.